Capsicum annuum is the source of this 1325-nucleotide messenger RNA. RefSeq lists its product as uncharacterized. NCBI's taxonomy places the organism in Eukaryota, Viridiplantae, Streptophyta, Magnoliopsida, Solanales, Solanaceae. The coding region runs from base 278 to 991 and encodes 237 amino acids. The record is from RefSeq and is a predicted model, not a curated record. The transcript has 7 exons.
UAAUGUAUGUUAGAGCGAUUAAGGAUACGUACGAUGGAGUCAAAACUCGAGUUAGGACCCAAAGAGAAAAUCUUGCGAAUGUUUUAUUUGAGGGAGCAGAAGCCAAACAUGCCUUUAGAACAGUCUCUAAUCACGUUUUAAGUACUGCUGGAUUCACUGAAUUUAUAUCUCAGCAUAUACAGUAGAGCGCUAAACACUUCUUAAUCUCCGAAAAUAUAUAGGUUUCAUCGUUUUUCUCUCCGGCAUUUCCUCAAACACAAGGAGGAUAGAGAUUCAAAUGGCGGCGGGGAAUAACAAUGGCGGCGAAAGAGGGACGAGCAACGAGAAUGCAUCGACAAGUAAAGGCGCUGCGGUACCUGAUAAGCUUGUGAUUGGACAGACGAAGGCGGCGCUUCAGAACAAUAAUCACAUCGCCGAUGAAUGGACUCCGGAAGAACAGUCCGCCCUUGAAGAGUUGCUUGAUAAAUACGCAACUGAAAACGAAAUGCAUCGUUAUGCUCAAAUUGCGAUGCAGUUAAAAGACAAGGGUUUACGAGAUGUAAUAUUGAGAUGUAUAUGGAUGAGUAAAAAGGGGAAGCAAAGGAAUGAUCAUAUUUCAAGGAAAAAUAAAGACAAAAAGGAAAAACUUACAGAUUCCUUGCCAAAGUUAACUCAUGUUGCUAAUCGCACAAAUGGUCCUACCUAUGCUCGAGCUGUUAUGCCAAUGGACAAGGAUGGUCGAAUUAACUACCAAGUCAUUGGUGGUCCCAUUGGACAGCUUCUUCAGCAAAAUGCUCAAACACUGGAUCAAAUAUCUGCCAACUUGGACAAUCUUAAGAUCCAGGAAAACUUCGACCUUCUCAUCCAAGCUCGAAACAAUCUCCUCAAAGUCGUAAAUAACUUGAAUGACGAACCAGAGAUGCAUUCGAUGCCUCCACUCCCUCUAAAGCUAAACGAGGAGCUCGUCAACUCAAUCCUUUCGUGUCCACCAUCGUUUCCAGAUAAAUCAUGAGGUCCUGUUGUGUUCCUGUCUUGGGCUUUCUAGAGAUGCUUCACGCGCGUGUCCCAAAGUUGCGACCCUUUCAAUCGCUUAGAAAACAUUAAACUUGCACCAAGUUAUUUACUAUAUAUUUUGGUCUUUGUUGGCCAAGUGUUGGAAAUUUGCUGGUUUUACCAUGUGAAUUGUAGUAUGUCAGGAAGGGUUCUUUUCCUUCUGUGAAUUAGUAUGUGCCAGGAAGGGUUCUUUUCCUUCUGUGAUUUAGUAUGUGCCAGGAAGGGUUCUUUUCCUUCUGUGAAUCAUUUCUUCCAUAGAUGCUAAAUAGAACAAAGGUCGGAUACCACCCGUC